AUGGUGGCUGCUAUUUCUUAUGAUCCAAGGCAAAAUCUCAACGUAAGAAAAGACCAUCUUCAACAACAUGGAGUAGUUGUACUCGAAGAAAUUGAUGGUCUUAUAAAAGUUUACAACAAUGGCCACAUCGAAAGACCACAAAUUGUCCCAAAUGUCCCACAUUAUUCUCUGCCUCAAGAACUCAGCGUCACAGCCAAAGAUGUCAUUUUACACAAUCCAACCAAUUUAUGGUCGCGAAUUUACCUUCCCAAUACCUUAAUCCCUGCUACAAAACUGCCUUUACUUGUUUAUUUUCAUGGAGGUGGUUUCUGUGUAGGCUCUGUUGCAUGGAAAUGUUACCAUGAUUUCUUAGCAAAUCUUGCUUCAAAAAUUGGCUGUGUAAUUAUGUCAGUUAAUUAUCGUUUAGCACCAGAAAAUCGUCUUCCUGCUGCUUAUGACGAUGGAGUCCACGCUAUAACGUGGCUAAAAAAUCAAGCACUAGCCAAUUCUAAAGAACAAAAUUGGUGGUCAAGCAAAUGCAAUUUUUCCAACUUGUUCCUUAGCGGUGACAGUGCUGGUGCUAAUAUUGCUUAUCAC
Nicotiana tabacum (common tobacco) is the source of this 576-nucleotide messenger RNA. RefSeq names its product putative carboxylesterase 17. Lineage: Eukaryota; Viridiplantae; Streptophyta; Magnoliopsida; Solanales; Solanaceae. The record is from RefSeq and is a predicted model, not a curated record. Gene Ontology annotation, molecular function: hydrolase activity.